GGGGUUUGAAUUUGGUACUAUGGGUUGCAUGCAUGAAUGGUGGCAAAAUUGGAUGAGGGGCAAAUCCAAGAUGGCAAUUGCGGUUGGGAAAUUGGCUGUAGGAAAGCACGGGUGGAUGAUUGGGGGAAAAUGGGCCGAUUGGGGGAAAUAAUGGGAGAGAGGGGUAAUUUUGGUUGGGAAAUUGCCAUGGGCAAUUGUGGGUGGGGGGAAGAAGGGGCCAAUUGGGGAAAGAGGGGUAAUCCAAGAGCGAUUGUGAUUGGGCAAUUGCCAUUGGGGGAGUCUGGAGUGGGGGAUGAAAUGGGCCAAUUGGGAAAUUGGGGUAAAUCCAAGAUCAAUUGCAAUUGGGCAAAUGCCCUUGGGGAAACAAGAGUAUGGGACAAGGGAAAGAAUGGAAAUUGAGAAAAUUGUAAGAGUACUGGAAUGUUGUCUCUGAACCAAUCACGUUCAAUAUCAAAUAGCUCUUCGACCAUGAUCCUUUAGAGUUCAUUGUUUCCAUAUUUGAUCAAAUUUUGUAUGAUUUUGUUUGUCUAUAUAAAAUGGAGAUUUUUUUG
Molecule: messenger RNA, 551 nt
Organism: Galdieria sulphuraria
Lineage: Eukaryota; Rhodophyta; Bangiophyceae; Galdieriales; Galdieriaceae
Exons: 1
Coding region: 37-399 (120 amino acids)
Source: RefSeq, a predicted model, not a curated record